Molecule: messenger RNA, 1402 nt
Organism: Ylistrum balloti
Lineage: Eukaryota; Metazoa; Mollusca; Bivalvia; Pectinida; Pectinidae
Product: SPARC-like
Exons: 10
Coding region: 189-1031 (280 amino acids)
Biological process (GO): anatomical structure development
Molecular function (GO): calcium ion binding; protein binding; collagen binding
Source: RefSeq, a predicted model, not a curated record
UCUGCAGCGUGUACUGGUGGCACAAGUAGUGGGCUUAGGGCGGUCGUGAGUCAGGUCUCUUCUCGCCACUGGAGGGUUUAUAUGUUUAGCGGAAGUAUUUCCGUAUUGUGUUCUGCGGUCAACUUGUCUGAAGUGUAGUGAUUUUUUUUCAGCGGUAUUCCCAUUUGGAUCUCAUUUGAGAACGUGCCAUGAAGACACUCUCGACAUUGGUUCUUCUCCUGCUGGCGACAUGCGCCCUAAUCAAGGCGGACGAACAGACGCAUAGCGCUUCCUCGAUACAGGAUAUACCUGAACAGGGCCUUGCUGCGGAUGAAGACGACGAUGAUGAUGAAGUCGCUCUCGACGAUGAAUCUGACGAUACGACCGAGCCCGUAGCGAGAGAGAACCCGUGUAACAAGAAGCAAUGUCAGAGGGGCGAGGAAUGUGUGCUUCGGGACGAAAAGGCCAAGUGUGUGUGCGUUGCGAGGUGUCCCCAAGUCUACAACCCCCGUCACAAGGUUUGCGGAUCCAGAAACACGACCUUUGACAGCGAGUGCCAUUUAGAUCGUGAGGUCUGUCUGUGUAAAACCAAGUCGCCCGAAUGUUCCAACCCCGCCUUCAAGAAGCUUAAGCUGAAUUACUUCGGAGAGUGCCAGAACCUAGCCAGGUGUGAUAACGUAGGAAUGGCUCAGUUUCCAGAGCGGAUGGAGGGCUGGCUGGCCGUUAUUAUGAACGUUGUGGCUUCCCGCAAAGAGCUCGGGCCUUACGAGGAGUUGUUGACCGACAGUCUACAACAACGUAUCAACGCCGUCAUCUGGAAGUUUUGUGACCUGGACGUCCAUCCCCAGGACAGACGUGUCAGCCGUAAGGAACUACAGAUGAUCAUCGCCUCCUUGCGUCCUAUGGAACCAUGUCUGGUACCCUUCCUCAACAAAUGUGACGCCAACAGUGACCGUAAGAUUUCACUGAAGGAGUGGGGCACCUGUCUGGGCUUGGAAAGGGGUGAAAUCGUGGACAAAUGUAAAAGGUUGAGAAAAUCGAGAAGAGCUUAGACGUCUGUGAUACCAAUACUUGGGAGAUUCCGAUAUGUUAGUCACAAAGAUCUGGAGUGUUAACUCAUCAGUGUAGGUUUUGUACAGGAGAUUCCGGAAGGUUGGUCAACUAGGAGAUUCCGGGAGGUUAGUCACCAAGAUGUGGAGUGUUUACACACAUUUCUGGCAUAACUCCCGAUUAUACACGCUUCUUUAUGGUAACCGAAAAACAAGAGUCGCUUUCUUCAUCUUCAACGAAAACUAUCUUAAAUACUGUUCAUUCAGUGUAUACCAUGUUUAACUGUAUAAAGGAAAAUUAGUUUAUUCGAUGUUUAUUUUAAUAAGCAAAAUCAAUUAAGAUUAAUGAUUAUAAUAAAGCUGUGGAUUAGGAA